AAUGGCCGGAGAAGCUGUGCACGCGCACACGAUGGCAACGCUAAUUGGGCCAGGGCGCGUCGGAAAGGCCAUCGCCGGCAUGCUGGGGGCGGAGCUCGGCGCCGUCGUUACCCGCCAGUCCGGGGCUGUGGACCCGCAUGGCCAAGGCCCAAUUUAUGUGUGCACCACCAACGACGCCCUGGACUGGGUGCUGGAGCAGACGCCACGCAAUCGGCGGUGCGACCUCGUGUUCUUUCAAAACGGCUGGCUGGCGCCGUGGCUGGCCCACAACAGCCUGCGGCUGGGGCCCGGCAGCGCGGCAGGCGCAGCGGCUGAGGGUGGAGCCGCAGCAGCUGCUGGGAGGGAGGCGGAAGCGGCGCGGGGAGAUGGCGGGGGUGCUGGAGGUGCUGAGGCGUCAGGGCCGGGCUCUGCCGUCGAGGUCACCCUUGUGGCACUGUACAUGGCAGCCGGCCCGGACGGCACCGCCAAGGACGGACUCCGGACCGUGGCUUCUGGGAGGUGGGCGCAGCACGUGAGCCGCACGCUGUCGCGCGGCGCCGUGCGGUGCCGUGCGGUGGGCGGCGCUGACAUGUACGGCGCCGUGGUGGAGAAGCUGCUAUGGGCGUGUGUGUUUUGGAUGAUGAGUGCUGCUCUGGGCGGCAUGAACGUCGGGGACAUUGUCGCCAGGCAUCGGGGCGACGUGGCGGCCCUUACGGCCGAGCUGCUGCCGCCGCUGUGCCGGCAGCUGCGCGGCAUUGCGGCGGCAGGCGCCGGCCCUGAGGCGGCCGAGGCGGCGGCAGCCCUGGAGGCCCCGGCCGGAGCCGAGCGCGUCGUGGCGGCGCUUGUGGAGUACAGCGUCAGCAUAUCGUCAGCGGUGCCGAGCAGGGACAUGGCGCUCGCGGAGUUUCGGUGGCGCAACGGCGCGCUUCUGGAUAUGGGGCCCACGCCGCUGCACGUGAGCUGGCUGCGGCGGGCGGGGGUGCCCGCCGAGCUGCUGGAGGGGCAUGGAGUGGCAGCACGGGCAGAGCCAGAAGUCGCCGGGUGACAGGAGCUGCAGGUAUUUUGGCAAGCUGUGUGUCCACUGCAGUUGCACCUAUCGUUGCAAUCUUUGAAAUCGAGUGACAAUUUAGGAUUGGGGGUGGCGUGGAGUCAUCGUUUGGAGGAGGCAAGGGCCUAGGGGGCUUUGGGGGGCCGGCUGGCCGCACGUUGGCGCGGAAGCUGCGUCGGCCGCCGCAUGCACCCAAGAUGACAGGAUUUGGGUACAUCACUCUC
Molecule: messenger RNA, 1251 nt
Organism: Chlamydomonas reinhardtii
Lineage: Eukaryota; Viridiplantae; Chlorophyta; Chlorophyceae; Chlamydomonadales; Chlamydomonadaceae
Exons: 6
Coding region: 32-1024 (330 amino acids)
Source: RefSeq, a predicted model, not a curated record